This is a messenger RNA of Aureobasidium musti, 384 nucleotides long. Lineage: Eukaryota; Fungi; Ascomycota; Dothideomycetes; Dothideales; Saccotheciaceae. The record is from the annotation of a GenBank genome assembly.
AUGUUUGUGACGUUUCCGCACCCCGCGAUCCCCGCAACUGUCAACNAAAAAUGUUGGCGAGCGGCAUCGUCGACAGCUCAAACAAGGACCAGACCCAAGCAGAAUGGCGACCACACACGAGGCAGAGGCCUUGAUCACCUCCCACGACCCCCACCACCCGGCGAACCUCAUCUGCGAGCUCUGCAAGAAGUUCUACACUCUUGGAUGGGCGGUGGCACCUCAAUUCGUGAUGGUGAACGUAUCUAUAUCGCGCCCUCGGGCGUCCAGAAAGAGCUCAUGAAGCCCCAAGACUUGUUCGUUAUGGACUAUGCGACCAGAGAAUACUUGCGCAGACCACCGGUAGGCAACGAUCAGACGUAUGGAGGAGACACAAGGGCUAAGUAG